AUGAAUACCUACAAUGCUCAAUCAAGAAAAAUAGAUAACCAAAUAAAAGCAAAAGGACUACAAAAAGUUAAAUACUAUUGCCAAAUGUGUCAAAAACAAUGUCGUGAUGCAAAUGGAUUUAAAUGUCAUUGUGAAACUGAAGGUCAUAGAAGAAUGAUGGAAUUAUAUGCCUCUGACCCAAUGAAGUACCAAAGAGAUUUCUCUAAUCAAUUUCAAAAUGGGUUUAUUAGAAUAUUACAAACCCAAUAUAAAAGAAAACAAGUUAAUGCAAAUACUAUUUAUAAUGAAUAUAUUCAAGACAAAAAUCAUAUUCAUAUGAACUCUACACAAUGGACUUCUUUGUCAGGAUUUGUUAGAUAUUUAGAAACAAAAGAAAUUGUUGAAUUAGAAGAAAAAGACGAAGGACUUUUUAUUAAAUUAAUUGAACCAGAAGACGAUAGUAAUGAAACUUUAAACCAUGAGGAUGAAAGAGAUGAAUUAAAAGAAGUGCUUGAUUCAAUAGUAAAACAAAAUAAAUUGUAUGGAGUAGAUGAACAAAAUAUCAACGACACAAUAGUUAAAGAAAAAAAACCAAUAUUUAACAAAAUUAAUAAAUUGAAUAAAAAAGAAAAGAAAAAAAGUAAAACAAUUGUAUUUGAUGAUGAGGACUCAUUUAAAAAAAGUGAAAUAGAUCAGAAAAAAAAGAAAAUGCCAAUUACAAAUCCAAAUCAAAUGGGUAUUUAG
Messenger RNA from Entamoeba dispar SAW760, 723 nucleotides. RefSeq lists its product as uncharacterized. Gene Ontology annotation, molecular function: double-stranded DNA binding. Gene Ontology annotation, cellular component: nucleus. The record is from RefSeq and is a predicted model, not a curated record. Lineage: Eukaryota; Evosea; Mastigamoebida; Endamoebidae. The coding region runs from base 1 to 723 and encodes 240 amino acids. The transcript has a single exon. Gene Ontology annotation, biological process: DNA replication; DNA damage response.